GGACGUCCAGCCGCAGCGCGGGGGCCCAUCCGGUUUAUUGCUCUGAAUGCUGUGUCCGCUUACCCGCCGCGUGGGCAGGGGGCGGGCGUGGGCGUUCGGUGCCAGCCGCUCAUGACCCUCAGAGACCAAGGAUGGGUUCUGGAGACCCGAGUGGCUGAGCUGGAGGAGCUGAGGGAGACAGAGAGGGACCUAGACUUUCCCCCACCCCCGGUCUGACACCCUCUGUGCUGCGGAGGGGGAUGAAAGUCUCGGGGAAGGAGAACAUUCAGCUGGAGCAGAGGGAGACGAUCCAGUCGCUGGGCCCCUCCUUCCAGAUGAUCAUGGUGUCCUCUGACACCGAGGCUAGCCCUCCGGGGGAGGGGACCCCAGUUAUUAGGAAGCGACGGGUAAUACUCAUGGGCGAUUCGAGCGUCAGAAAUAUAGAGUCGGGUUUGCGAUGACUGGGAGAACUGCAUGGCGAAUUGGCUGCUGGGUGCGAAGGUUGCGGACCUCUCGAGACGUCAGGACAGACUUACGUGCAGUGCUGGGGAGGAGCCGGUGGUCGUGGUACAGGCUCUAGGUAUUUGACAGCCUGCCCAGAGGAGGUUUUGCCCAUUAAAGCAUGAACGUUGGACAUGGCUGCCCCCCGUUGCUGCUCCCGGAGGGGGCCGCCACCUCCCCGUCCCUCUAGGAUGCCCUGGAAGUCGGUCCUGCUGCUGGGGCUUUGGUUGCCCUCGCUGGCGUGGGCCGGAGCUUCGCCCACUUCCUGCCCGGCCGCCUGCUCCUGCAGCAACCAGGCCAGCCGGGUGAUCUGCACGCGCCGGGAGCUGGUGGAGGUGCCGGAGAGCAUCUCCAUCAACACGCGGUACCUCAACCUGCAGGAGAACAACAUCCAGCUCAUCAAGACCGACACCUUCAAGCACCUGCGGCACCUGGAGAUCCUGCAGCUGAGCAAGAACCUGAUCCGCAAGAUCGAGGUGGGCGCCUUCAACGGCCUGCCCAACCUCAACACGCUGGAGCUCUUCGACAACCGCCUGGCCACGGUGCCCACCCAGGCCUUCGAGUACCUCUCCAAGCUGCGGGAGCUCUGGCUGCGGAACAACCCCAUCGAGAGCAUCCCGUCCUACGCCUUCAACCGGGUGCCCUCCCUGCGCCGCCUGGACCUGGGCGAGCUCAAGAAACUGGAGUAUAUCUCCGAGGCGGCCUUCGAAGGGCUGGUGAACCUGCGGUACCUGAACCUGGGCAUGUGCAACCUCAAGGACAUCCCCAACCUGACGGCGCUGGUGCGGCUGGAGGAGCUGGAGCUGUCGGGCAACCGGCUGGACAUGAUCCGCCCCGGCUCCUUCCAGGGCCUCACCAGCCUGCGCAAGCUGUGGCUGAUGCACGCCCAGGUGUCCACCAUCGAGCGCAACGCCUUCGACGACCUCAAGUCGCUGGAGGAGCUGAACCUGUCCCACAACAACCUCAUGUCGCUGCCCCACGACCUCUUCACUCCCUUGCACCGGCUGGAGCGGGUGCACCUCAACCACAACCCCUGGCAUUGCAACUGUGACGUCCUCUGGCUCAGCUGGUGGCUGAAGGAGACGGUGCCCAACAACACCACCUGCUGCGCCCGCUGCCACGCCCCGGCCAACCUCAAGGGGCGUUACAUCGGCGAGCUGGACCAGAGCCACUUCACCUGCUACGCGCCGGUCAUCGUCGAGCCGCCCACCGACCUCAACGUGACGGAGGGGAUGGCGGCGGAGCUGAAGUGCCGGACGGGCACCUCCAUGACCUCGGUCAACUGGCUGACGCCCAACGGGACGCUGAUGACGCAUGGCUCGUACCGGGUGCGGAUUUCCGUCUUGCACGAUGGCACGCUCAACUUCACCAACGUGACGGUGCAGGACACGGGGCAGUACACCUGCAUGGUGACCAACUCGGCCGGCAACACCACGGCGUCGGCCACCCUCAACGUCUCGGCCGUAGACCCGGCCGCCACCGGCUACACCUACUUCACCACCGUCACCGUGGAGACGCUGGAGACGGCCCAGGAGGACGCGCUGCCCACCAAGAAGGAGCCGGGCCCCACGCCUGCUGUGGGCUGGGACGUGACCUACUCCACCACCUCCUUGACGCCCCGCUCCACCCGCUCCACGGAGAAGCCCUACACCGUGCCCAUCACCGACGCGGCCGAGGGCGGCAUGAAGGACCUGGACGACGUGAUGAAGACCACCAAGAUCAUCAUUGGCUGCUUCGUGGCCAUCACCUUCAUGGCGGCCGUCAUGCUGAUCGUCUUCUACAAGCUGCGCAAGCAGCACCAGUUCCACAAGCACCACGGCCCCACCCGCACCAUCGAGAUCAUCAACGUGGAGGACGAGCUGCCGGCCGCGGCCGGCGCCCCCGGCGACAGCCACCUGGCCCUGCCGGCCCUGGAGCACGACCACCUCAACCACUACGCGGCCUUCAAGGCCCACUACAACAACAACGCGGGGGCCCUGGCCUGCGCCAAGAACCCGCUACUGAACUCUAUCCACGAACCUCUGCUGUUCAAGAGCAGCUCAAAGGAGAACGUGCAGGAGACGCAGAUCUGAGGACGGGGACGCCCCUCGCGGCCUGCCUUCCCCCCUCCGCCCGCCCCGACCAUGCGGCCCACCCGCCCGCCCGCCCCCCAG
Molecule: messenger RNA, 2633 nt
Organism: Terrapene triunguis (Three-toed box turtle)
Lineage: Eukaryota; Metazoa; Chordata; Testudines; Emydidae
Gene: LRRC4B
Product: leucine rich repeat containing 4B
Exons: 2
Coding region: 615-2552 (645 amino acids)
Cellular component (GO): plasma membrane
Molecular function (GO): protein binding
Source: RefSeq, a predicted model, not a curated record